Molecule: messenger RNA, 1303 nt
Organism: Pieris napi
Lineage: Eukaryota; Metazoa; Arthropoda; Insecta; Lepidoptera; Pieridae
Gene: serpin-33
Product: serine protease inhibitor 3/4-like
Exons: 8
Coding region: 330-1295 (321 amino acids)
Molecular function (GO): serine-type endopeptidase inhibitor activity
Source: RefSeq, a predicted model, not a curated record
UUUAAGAUAACGUGAACAUUGCAAUUUUAUCAGAAAUGAAUUUUUUAAUCAUAAGUACGGAUUUUAAUCACAUCAGCGCUGUAGCCUUUUUUACAUCAUAAUGUUUUUCGCAUCACAUUUCAGCAAUAUAUAUUUUUCAAUACAUUACGUUUGGUGCCUGUGAUCCUGAUAAAUUUGGUUCAAGCUUAGUUCCUAGUAAACUUCUAUUACAUUUUAACAAGAGCAUAGUAGUGUCCCCAUUUUCACUUCAACUUCCGCUGUGUAAGCUUGCUUCUGUCGCGCAAGGAGACGUAAAGGUAGAAUUAUUAAAAUUUUUGGGAUACCAAAAUAUGAAAAUGAUAAAUUCGAGUUAUCGUGAUCUUAAUGUAUUACUCACACACUUGGAGCGUAUAGACUUCGUAAUGGUUAACCAUAUUUAUUUAAACUAUUCUAAAGGCUAUAAAGAUACACUAUCAAAACCUGCCUUUGGCGUGGAGGUACAGAAAGUUAGUUUUAACUAUCCCAAAGCCGCAACCAUUUAUAUUAACAGAAUGAUCGAUCGUGUAACGUUCAAGCGUCUAUCUGAUGUUUUAAUCAAGGAAGAUAUUACAAAAGAUUCAUCUAUGUUACUUAUUAAUGCUGCAUACCUAACAGCUACAUGGGAAGUGCCAUUUAACAUAUUGCAUACAAAACAUAAUAUUAAAUUUCGGUAUUACAACCAAAGUACAGUGUUCGUACCUAUGAUGUUCAAGAGUGAGGAGGUGUUAUAUGUUGACGAUGAUUUGAAUAAAAUAAAGGUGAUUAACAUGAAACUUGCCAGUCCCGGAGUGUCGAUGACAUUUGUAAUACCUGAAGACAGGAAGAGCCUUCAAGACUUUCUUCGGAAUUUAUUGAGACCUAACUAUUUUAGGACAAUCAAAAAGAGGAUGCGAAUGGAAUUUCUAAACAUUGCGAUACCCAGAUUUAAGUUAAAGACCUUGGUUGAUUGGACGGAUUCCUUGCAGAAGGUGGGAUUAAAAAAACUAUUUGAUAAAAAUAGUACAGGGCUGAAUAACAUGAUGAUAAACCAGGCCACUAGCAAACCCCUGUAUAUAAGUAAAGUGAAACAAAAGAACUUCAUUGAAGUUAAUGAGAUGGGCGCGUAUCGGAUUAUUACCACAGAAUCACAAUACAGUAAGAUGCCACAUCUUCGUCCAACAUUAGAAGCUGUCGCCGAUCGACCAUUUUAUUUCACUGUUACUCUUCACUUUGAUAGGUCCAACUAUUGGAAUACAGAGGAGCUUUUCACUGGCGUUUAUUAUGGUCCAGAUACAUAAGUAUAUGA